AUGGCCUGGAUGUUUCGAGCACCCGACAUCACCGAGCUUUACGGCCAUCUGAGCUCCUUCAUGUGGGUCUUUCUCCUGACCUUCGUCCUUCAACUCUUCGUCGUGCUGCCUUGCAUCUACUGCUGCGUAGUCGGAGUGGACGGCGGGAAAUUCAUUCGGCGAGUGCUCAACGCCAUGUUCAUCCCUCUGACAACCACUUCGAGCCUAGCGAGCGUGCCGCUGACGAUUGCCUACCUGGAGAGUUCCGAGCUGCUGGACAUUCGGCUGGUGCGCCUCCUGGUGCCAGUGUUCGCCUGUAUGCGCAAGGACGCCAGCGGAGCCGUGCGCUUGUCGGCCGCGCUCAGCGUGGCGCAGGCGCAGCACGCACAGCUCACUGUUGGCCAGUCAAUCUUCCUUGUGUUGACCGCAAGCCUGGCUGGUAUUAUGGCUUACGGCACCAGUAUCAAACAGGCAAAUCUCAUCUCUCACGUGGUCAUCAACAGCCUUCCCAUCAUGGAACCCAAAGGUGUUCCAUUCGACCUCGCCGCCAUUUUACUCGACCCUCUGUUAUCCCUGAUGAACAUAGCCGGCGACUGCGUGGGAGUUGUGGUGGUGCAGAGCGUCAUGUGCACUGACCUCGCUACCGAACCGAGCGGCUUCGGCGGCUACAACGCGGCCCCGCCGACAGCGCGCCCAACGGCCACUGUCGCGUCCAGCGAAUACGACGCCUCGUGCGAGCCGUACUUCCGCCAGCGUGGUUUCUCGAGUCGCACAUCCAGUCAACAGGAGGACGUACCACCGCUUGAUUGUCAACCAACAUCCAAAGAACAGAAAGGCAUACCACCACCUGUUCAACCACCGACAUCCAAAGCACAAGAAAAUAUACCACCACCUGUUCAACCACCGACAUCCAAAGCACAAGAAAAUAUACCACCACUUGUUCAACCACCGACAUCCAAAGCACAAGAAAACAUACCACCACUUGUUCAGUCCCUGGCACCCAAAGUACAGAAAGACGUGCCGCCACCUGUUCAACCACCGACGCCCAAAGAACAAAAAGACGUACCGCCACCUGUUCAACCACCGACACCAAAAGAACAGGAAAACAUACCGCCACCACCACCGACAUCCCGGGAGCAAGACAACUUGCGCAAGCAGUCAAGCACUUCGGUAGUGAAGAGCACGUGCCAGUCUCACACAGGACACGAGCAACAGUGA
Molecule: messenger RNA, 1197 nt
Organism: Dermacentor silvarum
Lineage: Eukaryota; Metazoa; Arthropoda; Arachnida; Ixodida; Ixodidae
Product: excitatory amino acid transporter 4-like
Exons: 4
Coding region: 1-1197 (398 amino acids)
Biological process (GO): L-glutamate transmembrane transport
Cellular component (GO): plasma membrane
Molecular function (GO): neutral L-amino acid transmembrane transporter activity; glutamate:sodium symporter activity; L-glutamate transmembrane transporter activity
Source: RefSeq, a predicted model, not a curated record